GCUUAUGUCAUAAAAAUUUAUAGACGUCAUGCAAUUUCUAGUGUUGAUUGUCGCCGUGUUAUUUCUGCAAGAAAGUUUUAUAAAAGCAGAAAGUAUAGGGUUCCAAUCGUCAAGUGAAAGAGUUGCAGCACCAAAGAGUCCAAUAGAGGUAUUUCAGUCUCAAGGCUUGACCACUUUUCUUAAAGCUGUCAACGAGACAGGACUAGGCCCCCUUUUCGAGGGAAUAAAUGAUAAUUUUACAAUUUUCGCUCCAACCAAUGAGGCUUUUCAGGACCUAAAUAACGUUUCAACCAUAUUUGCCAAUUCAGGAACCCUAGAAACCUUGAUUCUGUAUCAAGUUGUGCCUGGAGCUUUGACUACAAGCGAUAUUGUCUCCCAGUUUGAGAAAGAAGGAGUAGGUACCCUGAACUCUGUUAACAACCUGGAAAUUCUAGUUUUUGUUCGCCCCAACGGAACUAUAUUGUUAGGUACUGAUGAGGCUUCCCUUGUAACUACAAACUUGUCUGCAGGGAAUUCGGUUAUUCAGGUCAUUAGUCGAGUUCUUGUUCCUCCAGUUACUAACUUUCUUCUUGGACCAACGGUCAUUCCAACAGCACCAAGUGCGCCUACUUCUGCUGACGCCGGAGUGAGCACAACUUCCAUUUCUUCCAGUUUGCCACAGACCACUUUUGCUUAGUGACGUCUGUUGCGUUCAUCUUGUUCAAUAAAUGUGUCUCUUUCUUGUUCAGAGUUUCUGUUGUUUUUU
This is a messenger RNA of Galdieria sulphuraria, 745 nucleotides long. RefSeq lists its product as uncharacterized. Bases 29 to 676 code for a protein of 215 amino acids. The record is from RefSeq and is a predicted model, not a curated record. NCBI's taxonomy places the organism in Eukaryota, Rhodophyta, Bangiophyceae, Galdieriales, Galdieriaceae. The transcript is spliced from 3 exons.